Eublepharis macularius is the source of this 2724-nucleotide messenger RNA. RefSeq lists its product as uncharacterized. Gene Ontology annotation, biological process: DNA integration. Gene Ontology annotation, molecular function: zinc ion binding; nucleic acid binding. The transcript is spliced from 5 exons. Lineage: Eukaryota; Metazoa; Chordata; Lepidosauria; Squamata; Eublepharidae. The record is from RefSeq and is a predicted model, not a curated record. The coding region runs from base 1 to 2724 and encodes 907 amino acids.
AUGCAAAAAUCCAUUGAUCCAAUGAUCCUCAAGCACGUGAAAACUCACACAACAAUGGACCUCAAAGAAGAUGGACGGCUGGAGAGCCGGAGACAAGCGCGUGCGCUAAGGCAUCCACCCCCACCCUGGUCCUUGCCUGAAAAGCCGGCUGAGCCCACGCCAGUGGGGGUACCUUGUAACCGCUUGCCCCCAGAGGAAAAGGAGAGGCGCCGAAACCACAACCUCUGCUGGUAUUGUGGUGGGGUGGGCCAUUAUGCUGAUGGCUGCCCUGCCAAAAGAAGGACCCUAGCCAUAAGCCUGGAGUCGGCGCACCCUAAACCACUUGUGGGAACAGCCAGUGCCUCCGAUGACCCCCCAGAACCAUUCCUCGUGCCAGUCAAGUUGUGCCUGCCUGAUGGACGUUGGCUAUUCGUGUAUGCCAUGAUAGACUCGGGGGCCUCCCGCUGCUUCAUGGACGCCAAGUUUGCUGCACAACACCAGAUUCCCUUGCGGGCAAAGAAGAAUCCCACUGUUGUUGAGGUCAUCGAUGGGCGGCCCCUGCGUUCUGGGCCAGUGGUUGAGGAAACCCAGGACCUCCUGUUGCAGAUCCAGCGGCACCAGGAGCGGCUCUGUUUUGAUGUGGUGGGCAUUCCCCAGUUUCCGCUGGUCUUGGGACUUUCCUGGUUCUGCCGCCAUGAUCCGAUUGUUCGGUGGGGCCAGUUAGACCUUCAUUUCCGGGAACCAUGCCCACAUGAAAAUCCGUGCCCAAGGCCUAUGGUGGCCGCUGCACUGGAGGUUUCGGCACUGCCAGAGGAAUACGUGGAUCUGAGAGAUGUGUUCGAGGAAAAAGGAGCAGACCAACUCCCCCCUCAUCGGCCAUAUGACUGCACCAUUGACUUGAUUCCCGGUGCCCCUCUGCCGCUUCGGGACUUUCUCACCACCAACCUGCGGCGAGGGUUCAUCUGCCCCUCUACCUCACCUACCUCUGCCCCAGUCCUCUUCGUUAAAAAGAAAAACGGGGAACUCCGGCUGUGUAAUGAUUACCGGGCCCUGAACAAAAUCUCCAUCCGAGACCGGUAUCCGCUGCCUCUGAUCCCUGACCUCUUGGAGCAAGUCAAAGGAGCCCAGAUCUACACCAAGCUGGAUCUCAGGGGAGCCUACAACCUAGUGCGCAUCCGGGAAGGUGAUGAAUGGAAAACCGCCUUCAGUACCAGAUAUGGGCAAUACGAGUAUCUGGUAAUGCCCUUUGGCCUGACUAAUGCACCAGCUGUGUUCCAGAGACUGAUGAACGACAUCUUUCGAGAUAUCCUGGAUCAGUUCGUCAUCGUUUAUCUGGAUGACAUAUUAAUUUAUUCACGUGACGCGUCGCAACAUACUCGGCAUGUGCGCACGGUGCUGCAAAGACUCCGGCAGCAUGGCCUGUUCGCCAAAUUGGAAAAGUGUGCAUUCCACCGGCCUACUGUGGAAUUCCUUGGCCAUGUAUUAUCACCCCACGGAAUCCGAAUGGACCCAGCUAAAGUCGAGGCUGUACAGACUUGGCAAGCCCCCCGUUCUCGGAAGGAUGUACAGCGGUUUCUGGGGUUUGCCAAUUACUACCGGCAAUUCAUCCCCGGUCUCUUGCAUCCACUCCCCACACCCACUGGCCCAUGGAGGACUAUUUCCAUGGAUUUCAUUACAGACCUGCCCUGCUCCAAAGGCCACACCUGCAUCCUAGUGGUGGUGGACUUGUUCACAAAGAUGGCUCAUUUCAUUCCCUGUUCUGGACCCCCCACUGCUCAGGAAACAGCACACCUGUACCUUCAGCAUGUCUUUCGACUCCACGGACGUCCAGAUCAUAUAAUUUCUGAUCGGGGAGUUCAAUUCACCUCUCGGUUCUGGCGGGCCCUGCACUCCCUCCUUGGCACCCAAGUUCACCUAUCCUCAGCACACCACCCCCAAUCUGACGGGCAGACAGAGCGCAUCAAUGCGACCCUGGAGCAGUAUCUGAGAUGCUACACAAACCAUCAACAGGAUGACUGGCUAGCUCUACUGCCUUUGGCCGAGUUUGCAUAUAAUAAUGCAGUGCAUUCCUCCACCCAGCAGACCGUGGUAAGAGAAAAACUUGAGGACUACAUUAGGAACAUAGAUCUGCUCCUACAGAAGUUCAGUAACACAGCAGGCUGUUGGGUGAAUGAGCAACUAAGAGACACCAAGAACUGGAAUGAAGAGUAUGUGGGGGCUUUAACCAAGCUGGUGAGUGAGCGUGUCCAAACACUACAUGAGUGGCUAGAGGUAUAUUCUCAGGAUCUCAGUGCAUGGCUCAACACAAACUUUGGGAGCCUCCACGAAUGCCAUGAUACACAUACCAAAGAUUUUGGCUAUGAAUUGGGUACAGAGAUCCUAGCCCAUGAUGAAUGUUCAGAAGAAUACGUCAACCUAUCAGAUACGUGGCUGGACCAACCUACUGACAUUGCCCUGUAUGAGUGGUUGGGUGAAGCCCUUGUGAACUUCUACCAAGUACUAGAGAUACAUGGCAGCAAUGUAAGCAGUUCACUUGAAGACUAUGCUCGCACUCACAUCCAGCUCUUAGAAGAUCAUGUAGAAAUCCUAGAACAAUUAUGGGACAGCUACACAGCAGCUACUAGCAUGUGGUUGGAAGAACAGGAUACAGCUGAAGAAGCAUCCUUCCAGAAAUAUAUCUGGAAUUUUUUAAAUGCGGGCCCCGAGACAGAAGAGCAGGGAAGUGCAGAAGCAACAGCAAGUUAA